Acanthosepion pharaonis is the source of this 753-nucleotide messenger RNA. The record is from the annotation of a GenBank genome assembly. NCBI's taxonomy places the organism in Eukaryota, Metazoa, Mollusca, Cephalopoda, Sepiida, Sepiidae.
AUGGAUGGGAGAAAAACAACUCGUGAAUGUUGUGGAGGAAAUGAAGAAGAGAAAAGGGGAGCGGAUGUAACACUUCCCGUUUGGCAGAAACUAUCUUUAGAUUCUUAUCUAUCUAUCUAUCUAUCUAUCUCAUUUUGUGUGUCUGUCUAUCUAUGUUAUCUCUCUGUCACAGUCUCUCAUAGAUUAGUCUAUCUAUGUAUAUCUCUAUCUGUCACAAUCUACCUGUCAGCCUGUUCACGUCUAUCUAUUAUCUAUCUCUCACAGACAGUUCACAUCUAUCUAUCUAUCUAUCUAUCUAUCUAUCUAUCUAUCUAUCUAUCUAUCUCAGUUUUUGUGUCUGUCUCUGUAUCUCUCUAUCUGUCACAGUCUCUCGUAGAUUACUCUAUGUAUAUCUCUGUCACAAUCUAUCUAUCAGUUUGUUCACAUCUAUCUAAUAUCUAUCUCACAGUUGUCCACAUCUAUCUAUCUAUCUAUCUAUCUAUCUAUCUAUCUAUCUAUCUAAGUCAUUUAAUAUGUAUGUAUGUAUCUAUCCAUGUAGCUAUCUAUCUAAGUCAUUUAUCUAUCUAUCUAUCUAUCUAUCUAUCUAUCUAUCUAUCUAAGUCGUUUAAUAUGUAUCUAUGUAUCUAUCCCAUUGGCAUGACGUCUUCCCUAUCACCUUCUCCCUACUAUCAACACGACAAUCAUUUUGUUGGUCUCAAUUCAAAGGCCAGUGUCCAUCACAGUAAUGGAAGUGUACAAGUCAACCGAGACUGA